GCAGGGUAUAAGUGCCCGCAGAGGCGGCCGCUCCCCGCUGCCGAGCACGGCAGAUGGGGCGGAUGGCCCGGUGCGGGGCUCUGCUCCAGCUUCUGCUGCUGCUUGCAGCCUCCUGCCUGCACGCUGGUGAGGCCUUCAGAUGCUUUACAUGCGAGCAGCCCACGGCCAUUCAUUUAUGCAAGAACGUUACUCGCUGCAAGCCGGAGGCCACGGCCUGUAUGACCACGCUGGUGCUGAUGGAGGCCGAGUACCCCUUCAACCAGAUGCCCCUGGUGACCCGGUCCUGCUCCAACUCCUGCUUUGCCACCGACCCCGACAGCAUGGGGAGCACCCGCGCCGUCUACUGCUGUUUCCGCGAUCUGUGCAACUCCGUGCAGGCCACCAAGCUCCGUGUCAGGGCCCUGGCCCCGCUGGGGGCCCCACUCCUUCCCUGAAGGGCCUGCCACCACCAGAGGCCACCCGUAGCCGCACGCUUCCAGAAGCUUCCGGUUAAUCAUGGGACUCAAGGGGUGAGAGCCUUGCCAGGGGCCUCCCU
This is a messenger RNA of Neofelis nebulosa (Clouded leopard), 535 nucleotides long. RefSeq names its product secreted LY6/PLAUR domain containing 1 (gene SLURP1). The record is from RefSeq and is a predicted model, not a curated record. Lineage: Eukaryota; Metazoa; Chordata; Mammalia; Carnivora; Felidae. Gene Ontology annotation, molecular function: acetylcholine receptor inhibitor activity. Bases 54 to 434 code for a protein of 126 amino acids. The transcript is spliced from 3 exons.